Messenger RNA from Aaosphaeria arxii CBS 175.79, 1908 nucleotides. Its product is annotated as amidase signature enzyme. The record is from RefSeq and is a predicted model, not a curated record. Lineage: Eukaryota; Fungi; Ascomycota; Dothideomycetes; Pleosporales. Bases 1 to 1908 code for a protein of 635 amino acids. The transcript has 5 exons.
AUGGUCAAAGUGUUUCGCAAGAUCAAGUCGGCCCUUUCGCCAAACAUCGAACCCGAUCUCCCGCCAGCAUAUUUCGAAAGCAUCCAGGCACAGCGGAAGCUGUCUUACACGUCUUCCAAUGAGCAAUCUACCACGGAGUUCGACCCACUCGUUGUUUCAGCAUAUGAGCUGUCUGAUAUGCUCAAUUGUGGAGCAGUGACAAGUGUCGAGAUUGUCCAGGCAUAUCUCCACCAGAUCGAGCAACACAACCGAAGGGGCCGUCAACUCCGAGCUCUGAUAUCUGUAGCACCAAGACAUGAAUUAUUAAGGAUAGCAAGAAAGCUUGACGAUGAGCGAUCAAGAGGAAAGCGGAGAAGUCCGCUUCAUGGAAUUCCUAUAGUGCUAAAAGACAACAUCAUGACCGAUAUUAGUCUUGGAAUGGACACCACUGUUGGAUCAUAUGCUUUUGUUGGAGGCGUGCCCAGAAAAAACGCUACAAUUGUCGACCGUUUAGUGCGCAGGGGAAUGAUCAUCAUGGGAAAAGCGAAUCUCACCGAAUUUUGUGGACUCAAAAACCCUUCCAUGCCUCCUGGGUGGUCGGCCGUGGGCGGCCAGUGCCAGUCACCCUACGUGGCCCGCCACAUUGCAAAGAGAAAGCUGCACUGGGAACUGUCCGCACCAGGAGGCUCGUCGACCGGCUCAGCCGUGAGUGUGGCAUCAGGCUUCUCCACACUCGCCGUCGGCACCGACACAAUUGGUUCGUUGAUCACGCCAGCAAAUCGUGCGGCGUUGUACGCGCUCAAACCGACAGUAGGCGAAGUUCCCAUGGAUGGCAUCUUUUGCCUAAGCAAGACUUUUGACUCCGCGGGAGGAAUGGCAAAGUCGGCAAAGGAUCUGGUCGCGUUGAUGGACGCUAUGAUGCUACCAACGAGCAAGGAGACAGGCACGAAAGUGCCAACGACAUGUUUUCGCAUCAAAGAGGAUUGGGGAAAUUUAAGGAUUGGAUUUACCGAGCCUGUGAUCUGGAAGUCGUGGAAGAAGAGCGGUCGGAUCAACGCGGAUGCGGAGCGCUUCAUGUUACAAAAAUACGAAAUGGUUGUCCAAACCCUCAUUGACAUGGGCGUGGAUAUCGUUUACCCUGUCGAGCUACCUCCGCAGUCUUCAUUGAACAUGGAAGAUAAUAAGAACAGCUUUGAGCCUAUCGUCUACUCCGAAUUUAAGGAGUGCCUCUCAGAAUUUAUCCGUGAUUUUGAGGUGACAAAGGUACAUUCGCUCGCCGAGAUCAUCAACUUCAACCUCGAGCAUCCUGAACUAACCCUUCCACCAUCUUGCCCGAAUCAAAAUGACUUGAUGGCAGCACUCCAAUCCGGCAUAUUACGCGACGAAGUCAAUGCUGCACGACAGCACCUCAAAUUGGCUGGUGGUCGUGAAGGCCUAGAUUUCAUAUUCGCCGACCAACAACUCGACAUCAUCGUCGCACCGGGAGACGCCGCGCUCUCAUCUCUCGCGGCAGCAGCAGGAUACCCCACCGCAGCAUGCCCUCUAUCAGCCCUCAAGCUCAACGGGCAACCUUUCGGCCUGACCCUCGCAUCACGUGCCCACACCGAACAUAUGCUCCUCCACUUCCUGACCGCUUUCGAGGCGACAUUUCCUCCGCGAGCGCUACCACUCCCCCUCUCCAGCGUCCCGCUCCAGGAUCCGUGUCCCGAGCCGCUACCUGACAAACCGAUCAUCGACCUCAUUCUCCACGAGUGGGAUACACGCCGCUUUUCGUGUUCGGCGGACGCGUUGGCAGAUUGGCUCAAUGCAAGGUGGCGAAAGAGUGGGUACGAGCUUUCGGCAGAGACCAUUUGUGAGGUGUUGAGGAGCAACGGGAGAAUUGCCUUUAGGGGCCUGGGUGAUGAUAGCCAGGGCGCUUUUGCGAGAUGA